Spodoptera frugiperda (fall armyworm) is the source of this 1020-nucleotide messenger RNA. RefSeq names its product prisilkin-39-like. The transcript is spliced from 2 exons. The record is from RefSeq and is a predicted model, not a curated record. NCBI's taxonomy places the organism in Eukaryota, Metazoa, Arthropoda, Insecta, Lepidoptera, Noctuidae. The coding region runs from base 75 to 731 and encodes 218 amino acids.
CCAGGCCGACCUAUAAAGCUGCUCUCGCAAAAAAAUAAAACACAUUUAACGGAACACACUAUAAACAAUAAAACAUGGUGUACAUUCGCGCAUUGUUUUUUGCCAUCGCACUUGCGGGAUGCAGCCCAACCCUAGCCGAAGAUGCUGCCAAUGUGCAAUCAGACAGCUUAGUACGGGAACCUCGCACUUUACACAAAAAGAAAUUGUGUAAAAAGUAUGGAAUUUGCGAAGGUUUUGGAGGAUACCAAGGCGGUUACCAAGGUUACCAUGGUUACCAAGGCCAUCAAGGGUAUCCUGGUUACCAAGGUCCAUACCAGCCACCGAUAAAUAUUGCCAUCAGUCAGUCGCAGUCUUCGGCCAAUGAGGGCGGCGGUGGACAUGCAAAUGGAUACUACCCCAACAACUACCAAUACAAUAAUAGGUUCCCCAGCCACGGGCAUGGCUACAACCAGGGAUAUUACAAUAACGGCUAUGAAGGCCAUGGAUACAAUGGUUACAGACCAGGAUACAGCAAUGGAAAUGGAGGCUACAACGCUCAGUUCAAUGGAAACUAUUAUUCUGGAGGAGCUCCUCACGGAGGAGGCUAUGGUUUCCAAGGAUUUGGGUUCAGAGGCGAUGGAUAUGAUGGUGAAGAUUAUGAUGAUCAGGAUAGUUUUGGGUUUGCACGGUCCAAUGCCGGUGCUAGUGCCAGUGCCAGCGCUACUGCUGUUGCUGAGAGUAAAACUGAAUGAUUAGCUGUAGUUUAUAGUGUAUUAUAACGAAUAGGUUAGGUGUUAUUUAAUGUUUUUUGUUUUGAAGAUUUUUUUUCUUACUGUAUACCUUCAUUGUUUUACUCUCUGUGUUUUUAUAUUAAUUGAGUGAUUCAAAUGAUACCUAUUUAUGUACUAAUAUUUGCAAGUGAAAAACUGUGAUAUACAUUUUUACCAAUUAGGAUAGUAAAUGAAAUGUGAUUUUCCUCAAAAUAAGAUUAAAAUAUUGUUCAGAAAUAACGGAUCCAAUAAAUAAUGUUUUUAUGAUUUA